This is a messenger RNA of Miscanthus lutarioriparius, 765 nucleotides long. Lineage: Eukaryota; Viridiplantae; Streptophyta; Magnoliopsida; Poales; Poaceae. The record is from the annotation of a GenBank genome assembly.
AUGUCGGCGACGCCGCUGCCCUCGUCGGGCCCCGACGGCGCGGUGGCGCUCCCGCCCCCUCCGGGCACGGACAUGACGGGGAUCUGCUUCCGCGACCAACUGUGGCUCGACACCUACCCGCUCGACCGCAACCUCGUCUUCGACUACUUCGCGCUCUCCCCCUUCUACGACAUCACCUGCAACAACGAGUCCCUCCGUUCGCGCCAAAUCCACCCUCUCGACAUGUCUCACCUUACGAAGAUGACCGGGAUGGAGUACCUUCUGAGCGAAGUGAUGGAGCCGCACCUGUUUGUGAUCCGGAAGCAGAAGCGGGAGAGCCCCGAGAAAUCAAGUCCCAUGCUCGCCUACUACAUCCUUGACGGCUCCAUCUACCAGGCGCCACAGCUCUGCAACGUCUUCGCCUCACGGAUAAGUAGGGCUAUGCAUCAUAUAUCAAAAGCCUUUACCAUAGCAUGUUCAAAGUUGGAGAAGAUUGGAAACGCGGAAACUGAGUCUGAUGCAGUAGCCUCUGAAUCAAAGACCCAAAAGGAAGCAAUCGACCUGAAGGAACUCAAACGAAUUGAUCAUAUCCUGUCAUCCUUGAAACGGAAGAUAGGGGCUGCUCCUCCCCCCCCCCAUAUCCCAGGGGCUAUGUCCCACCAUCAGCAGAACAAGAGAAAGCACCGGAUGAUGUGGCAGCAUCAGAGGCACCACCUCAACUUGACCCUAUCCUUGAUCAAGGUCCUUCUAAAAGACCAAGAUUCCAAUGAAAGAUUUGUAGCUUAA